AUGGGAAACCUAUUGAAUUGGUUUAAGACUUUAGAAAUAUUUGUAAGUAGCCGUCGAGAGAAACAAUAUGCUGCUCAUCGUUCCGAACCAGACCAUCCCGAACGUAUUUCUCCGGAUAAAUUAGCAAAUAUCAACAAAAUUGAAGAGCAAUCUGAAUCUUCAUCAAUCUCCAUAGAAACAACAGCACCACCACCAACAACCGUGGCAUCAUCUAAUCAAUUGAGUGAUUUUUAUUUAGCAUGUCGCAAUAAUAAUAUUGAAGAAGUUCAAAGAUUACUUGGCACUAUAGAAAUGAAUGAUGUUGACAGAAUCGAACCAAAUGGUAGUACGGCAUUACAUGCUGCAUGUUUUCAUGGUCAUCAAGAAAUUGUUGAUUUAUUAUUGAAACAAGGAGCAAACAGAGCUAUUCAAAAUAAAUAUGGAUGUUUACCAUUUGAUGAAGCAAAGACCGCCGAAAUCAAACAGCUUUUCUAUCGUAUACCGAAUUGUAAUCGAUUCAUAUCAGAUAUAGGUACCAUUGAGUGGGAAAUUAUUGAUGAUGAUGUUGUACUAGAUGCUGCACACAUGCGACAUACGCUUAAAUCUACCUUUGACAACACUAGUGGAUUGACAUCAAUUGAGACAAUGUUUGAAAAAAUUGAAAAGAAAUAUAUUGCCAAAGGUUUAGUUAAUUUUCAUGGGAUCCAAGAUAUCAAACGCUUCUUUCGAAAAGCAACUGAAGAACAAGAUCCAAUAUGGAUCAUUACAGCUUAUACAGCUGAAACUGAUUUUUAUAAAAUUCUCAAUCGAGAAAUAGCAGGUGGUUCUACACAAUAUCAAAAUGAGCGCCAAUUUAUUAUAGCAUUAUUAUUAUUCCAUCCGAAAUUGGAUCAUUUAUCUUAUACUGGUACAUCAUAUAGAGUGAUGCAAAUGAAUGAAGAUAAUAUAAAAAAGUAUGAAGUGAAUUGUUUAUUAAUGACCAAAUCAUUUGUAUCAUCAGCCAUUGAUGAACAAAUUGCUCUAUGGUUUUUAAGUCGACAAGAAUUAGCAAGAAAAGAUAGUGGUCAAGGAAACCGCUUUAAUCUUGAUGGAAAAAUAAUAAAAAAAUGGAUUAUGUGCAAAUAUCAAAUUAAACGACGACGAAGUGCUUUGCAUAUUGAAAAUUCAUCUCAAUAUGCUAAUGAAGGUGAAAUAUUAAUUAUGCCAUACACCGUUUUUCGAGUCAAGAAAGUCGCAGAAGUUAAAGUUCCAAAUAUGAAUGAUGAACAUUUGAUCACUGAAAUUCAACUAGAAGAAUAUGAGUAG
Molecule: messenger RNA, 1284 nt
Organism: Rotaria sp. Silwood1
Lineage: Eukaryota; Metazoa; Rotifera; Eurotatoria; Philodinida; Philodinidae
Source: the annotation of a GenBank genome assembly